Molecule: messenger RNA, 1759 nt
Organism: Aspergillus pseudonomiae
Lineage: Eukaryota; Fungi; Ascomycota; Eurotiomycetes; Eurotiales; Aspergillaceae
Gene: cwc25
Product: U2-type spliceosomal complex subunit CWC25
Exons: 2
Coding region: 137-1396 (419 amino acids)
Biological process (GO): mRNA splicing, via spliceosome
Cellular component (GO): U2-type spliceosomal complex
Source: RefSeq, a predicted model, not a curated record
GCCCGGUGGCAACGCCAUCCUUCCCAUUCGGGAAGCUCUUCCAUCAUCUUUAAAGAAAGCGUUUCAAUCCACCCACCAAUUUGAAUCCACCUCCCACCAUUCCUCAAACCGCAGCUCGCCUGCAACACAAGUCAAAAUGGGUGGCGAUCUCAAUCUCAAGAAAUCAUGGCACCCCUCGCUCCUGCGCAACCAAGAGCGCGUAUGGUCAGAGGAAAAACGCGCCCUCGAAGAACGCAAGAAAGUCGAGCAACUCCGCCGUGAGCGCGAUGAGGAGCGCCAGAUCCAGGAGCUCCAGCGACUGCAAGAAGACUCGGGCAAGCCGCGGCAGCAUAAUCGGGUCGACUGGAUGUACCAGGCGCCGUCGAGUGCGACGGGUCAUUACUCUGAGGAGAUGGAAGGGUAUUUACUCGGCAAGAGGCGCAUUGAUGGGAUUCUGUUGAAGAAUGAUGAUAGCAAGAAAUUGGAGAAGGGGGCAGAUUUGAUGGGUGCGCCUGCUGCUGCGCAGCCGGUUGUUGGGACGGGGAAUCCGAGGGAUAUGAUGACAAAGGUUAUGGCGGAUCCGUUGAUGGAGAUUCGGAAGAGGGAGCAGGCGGCGUAUGAGAAUGCGGUUAAGGAGGCGGCUGCGAGAGGGAAAGUAAUUGCUAGGGGCGAGAAGGAGAAGGAGAGGGAGAGAGAUCGUGGACAUAGGAGGAGUCGGAGGUAUAGCGACGAGGAAGGGGAUUCUCGGCGUCAUCGUCAUCGCUCGCAUCGGCAUCGGUCUAGGUCUCCUGCUUCACCCGAGCGGUCGUCACAUCGGAGACACAGAGACGAAAGAGAUGGUCGAGACCGCAGGGAUCGGGACCGUGAUCGCAGAGAUAGGGAUGAUAGGGAUCAUCGCUCGAGCAGACGCGGAGAACGUGAUGAGAGGCAUGAUCGGUCUUCUCGCAGAGAUUCGCUACAUGACAGAUCUCCUUCUCCUCGGGCCGAUCAUCGUCAUUCCGAUAGGCGUCGCACAGAUGGCAGGAACGGUGACUAUUCCAGAGACCAUGAUCGUCGCGAUAGGCCCUAUCGUCACUACGACAGAGACAGGAGAGACAACAGAGGCCCCAGAGACUCGUACCCCCGCGACCGUCCCAAUGACGCCGGGGCUGGAGACACGAACAAAGCAAAAGAACUUGAAGAAGAGCGCAAGCGCAAGCUGGCAGAGAUGCUGUCCAAUGCAGAUGAAGUGGAAGACACUCGUCGCCAACGGAUUGCCGAUGUUACAGCUAUGGAAGAGAAGCAACGUGAGGAAGACGAGAAGCAGCGCUCGGAAAAGGGUCGGUUUGUCGCAGGUCUCCAUCGUCAGCUCCAGGAAGAUAAUCUGGAUGACCGAAUCAAGCGUAGUCGUGGUGGGCUUUCUCGGAUGGAGGACUGAUGCCGCGUUUUCUCUAUCUUGUCUCCCGGGAGUGCUGAGGGUCGCAUAUUCCGUAUUUUGCAUCCAGCGUUCUUGACGGUCCUUUCUGGCGUUGUUGUUCACGGUUGUUCGUUGCUCCAUUUCAUAAGAUAUUCUCCCAUGCGUUGCGUUCAUUGUGAUGUUUUCAGUGGACAAUAUGAUAUCCCUUUAAGAUGAUAAUAAACUAGGAUCACUAUUCUGCUGGGUAGUUUACAAUUUUUCGCCGGACGCUAUUCCUACUUUUACUCAUUAAAUCACAGCAGGAGCAGUCAAAUAGAAAUGAACCAUUUAGUUAGUAUAUCCACAACCAUCUUCGACAUUCGAAGUACGGAGUAUAGAGACAGG